AUGCCCUCACCUUUGCUGGCUUACGUGGAAUCCAGCAGCGACAGCUCCGAGAGUGACGACGACUUCAACCGUACUUCUGAAUCAACACAACUGGUUAUUAUAAAUAGUGUUCUCGACUUCAUGUGCAGCAUUGCACCAGAGGAGAUCUCCUUUUCAAGCAACAAGGAAGCUGUUGCAAGAGAAUUUGAAAAGGUUGCUGGAUUUCCCAACGUGCUUGGGUGUAUUGACGGAACAUACAUUCCAAUCAGGUGCCCGAACAACAAACUCAGAUCAACGUACACAAACAGACAUGACCAAGUUUCAAUCACCAUGCAAGGCAUAUGCGACAGCAAUGGGAGAUUUGAAGACGUUUUUACAGGCACCCCCAGCAAGAUCCACGAUGCCAGAGUCCUUAGGCUGUCAACAGUGAACGAGGAUCUGCCAACAAUCUGCCAAAUCAACCAGUACCACAUUCUUGGAGAUGCUGCCUAUCCAAUACGGGAACACCUUCUUACACCAUACAAAGAUUUUGGUGCCAUGACAGAUGCGCAGAUUGUGUACAACCACCGUCACUCUUCAACGUGUGCCGUGAUCGAGAACGCAUUCAGCAGCCUCAAACAGAGGUUCCGCCAGCUGCGGUAUAUUGAAUUCCAAACUGUGGACAAGAUAACGCAAUUCAUCAUUGCUUGCUGUACACUGCACAAUAUUUGCCUUGACGUUGGGGAUUUAAAUGUUGACGACAUCUAA
Molecule: messenger RNA, 726 nt
Organism: Dermacentor silvarum
Lineage: Eukaryota; Metazoa; Arthropoda; Arachnida; Ixodida; Ixodidae
Product: putative nuclease HARBI1
Exons: 3
Coding region: 1-726 (241 amino acids)
Source: RefSeq, a predicted model, not a curated record